Molecule: messenger RNA, 423 nt
Organism: Anolis carolinensis (green anole)
Lineage: Eukaryota; Metazoa; Chordata; Lepidosauria; Squamata; Anolidae
Product: leucine--tRNA ligase, cytoplasmic-like
Exons: 4
Coding region: 22-390 (122 amino acids)
Biological process (GO): leucyl-tRNA aminoacylation
Molecular function (GO): aminoacyl-tRNA deacylase activity; ATP binding; leucine-tRNA ligase activity
Source: RefSeq, a predicted model, not a curated record
UCUUCCUUCUAGGGUGAAGCUAUGAUCUAUAUGGAGCCAGAAAAACAAGUCAUGUCAAGAUCUGCCGAUGAGUGUGUGGUGGCUCUUUGUGAUCAAUGGUACUUGGAUUAUGGUGAAGAAACAUGGAAGAAACAGACUCAUGAAUGCCUGAAAAAUCUUGAAACAUUUUGUGAAGAGACAAGAAGAAAUUUUGAAGCUACUCUAGACUGGCUGCAGGAACAUGCAUGUUCAAGAACAUAUGGAUUAGGUACUCGUUUGCCUUGGGAUGAGCAGUGGCUGAUAGAAUCUCUCUCUGAUUCAACUAUCUACAUGGCCUUCUAUACAGUGGCUCAUCUCCUACAAGGGGGCAAUCUCCGUGGACAAGGAGAGUCUCCAAUGAGGAUCAGGUAAGAAGGAAGGGGAAGGAAUUCUUAUCAUCAUUGU